Messenger RNA from Zingiber officinale, 1639 nucleotides. Its product is annotated as UPF0496 protein At3g19330-like. The transcript is spliced from 2 exons. NCBI's taxonomy places the organism in Eukaryota, Viridiplantae, Streptophyta, Magnoliopsida, Zingiberales, Zingiberaceae. The coding region runs from base 66 to 1331 and encodes 421 amino acids. The record is from RefSeq and is a predicted model, not a curated record.
AUCAAGGAAUCAAACCCUGCUUAAUAAAUGAAACCUCUUCUCUGACCAGUUCUACUCGAUUCUCCAUGAAUUGCUUCAGCGGCAGAUCAAGACGAGGGCAUCCCCAAUCUGCUCCAUCACCAGCCACUACAGGUUCCGGCGAGGAGGAGGAGGAGGAGCAAGAAGGUGAAGGGAUCAAUGGGCAGAGUCACCGUCGGCAUCGGAGUACGGAUCGCAGCCCCCUCUCCGAUCGCGGUGCCACGGCGACGUCUGCAGCGGCAUCCGCCGCCGUCUCACCCGCCUCCGCCACCAUCAACCUCAGCACAGCGUAUAUGCAUGCUGUCAACACCAACUCCUACAAGGAGAUAUGGCAUACGAUUCACCGCCAUCAUUCGGAGGAGGGGGAGGCGAGUCACUCGGCCGGAACGCCGUCGCCGGACGGCUUGAUUGAGCGCGUCCUUCAGCCGGAUCGGGCCUCCAUCGAGGAAGCCCUUCGCGGCGCGACACCCAAUCACCUGACCCGCCUCAUUUCUGACUACUUCGACAGCAGCGAGAAUACUUCCCUAGUCUGCCUGUCGCUCCGCCGCAUCGUCGAUCGCGCUCGCGCAAUGUAUGCGCCAAUUGGCGAGCUGAUCGAUCUCCUCCCCUCCGCCGAUGGCCAUCACGCUUUCCUGACCCACCACCAGUGCGAUUGGGCCUUCGAUAGGCUCCUGGAAUUCGAUCUGUGUGGUAACCCCUUCCCGGUUCCUUCAUCUAGCGAGGAAUCUAGCUUCCACGGAAUGCGCGGCUGCUUCUCGAACCUCAAGCAGCAGCUGGACCUCCGUCUUUUCAAGGCCCGACGGAAGCGCCGGCUGGCAUACCGCGCCACCCGAGGGAUCGGCGCCGGCUUGAUCUUAUUUACAGUUGGCCUCGCCGUCGCUGGGGCGGUUUUGGCUACUCACGCGAUAGUCGUCAUCAUGGUCGGGCCGUCCAUCGUUAUCGGCGGAUGUCUUCCUACAAGAGAUCUGCGUGGAGGAUCGAGGCCGCGGCAACGUGAUUACAUGGCCCAGCUCGACGCUGCCUCGCGUGGGGCGUACGUGCUUAACAACGACCUAGAGACUAUCGAGCGCCUGGUGGCGAGAUUGCACGCGAACGUGGAGAGUGACCGGGACCUGGUGCGGCUGGGUUUGGAGAGCGGGAGGGGGCAGCAACAUCAAAUCGAGGAGGUACUGCGUCAGUUCCGUAGAAAUCAUCCUAGCUUCCUCAACCAGCUCGAGGACCUCGAAGAACACAUUUGCUGCUUCUUAGCCUCUAUUAACAGUUCCAGAUCGCUUCUCCUCAGGCAAAUUCAACAUCAGCCACCACCUCCUUGAAGUACGGGUUUGGAAUUCUUCCUCCUUGAAUUAUGGGCAACAUUUUUUUUUUUUUUUUGCCAACUUACCCGAUGUCAAGCGAGCACAUUUCCACUUCCUUUCUAUUAGAUCAGCGAUAUGGAGUCAAUUCUUUAUUAAACACUGAUAGAUUUAUUUAUUAAACACUGAUAGAUUUGUUCAACCUCUGAAGAAUGGUGGUUUGUCCUACAAUUGGAGAGGACAUUACAUAUCUUCCUGAAAGAUAGUGUUAUAACAAUGCUGUAUUCCUACAAAUAAAAUAAUAAAUGAAUGAAUAUGCCUCUUGGUUG